Messenger RNA from Strongylocentrotus purpuratus (purple sea urchin), 1245 nucleotides. RefSeq lists its product as uncharacterized. The record is from RefSeq and is a predicted model, not a curated record. NCBI's taxonomy places the organism in Eukaryota, Metazoa, Echinodermata, Echinoidea, Camarodonta, Strongylocentrotidae. Bases 1 to 1245 code for a protein of 414 amino acids. The transcript has 9 exons.
AUGAUGAUGAAUCUUAGCAGUGGCCAUUGCCUUAGUCCUCUUGGAUUAGAAGGGGGCUGGAUUCCGAAUGGUGGUCUGGAUGCAUCUACUCAGAUUGACUCUGAGCAUACACCAAAGCACGCCAGGCUUCACGGCCCCUCCGCAUGGAUUCCAUCCCCGGAUGAUCCCGAACCACAGCUGACGGUUACCUUUGAGAUGGCAUAUGUUACCGGUGUAGUGAUCCAGAGUGGUCCUGAAAGUGUUGGUUCGUGGGUGGACUCCUUCAGAUUUAGAUUCGAUCCUGGCUUAGAGAUCGAGGACAUAGUCAUAGAAGGAGACUGGAAGCCCGGGAAAGUGUACCGCCUUCUGUUCGUCAAACAUUAUCGGAUUGACUUAAUGAGGAUUAACCCACGGAGUAGGUCGAUCUUUUCUUUGCGUCUCGAAAUCCUGGGUUGCCGGACUGAUUGUUUCUUCGAUCUCGGUCUUUCAUCUGGCCAUUUACCUGAUGACAGCAUCAAGAUUUACCGUGAAGGAAACAUCACCUCGGAAGCCCCAGACAGCGUUCGGAUGCUUCCCGUUCACUUGUUUCCAUCGGACGGGCUAUCGUCUGGUGGGUCUGAUGACGAUCUCGCUGUCCGCAUUGACUUCAACACCACCACCCUCGUCAAGGAUAUCAUCGUCCAGACAAGCGGAGAUUCGAAUCUCAAGAAAUUCAGUUUGCAGUACGACAACCAUUCGGAGAUAGUGUUCGACAUCUCUGACUGUAAUCUCAGAUUAUGCAAGAUGGCGAUCGACAACCCCCUAGCGGUAACCUCAGUCACCAUUAGCAAUUUAGAAUGGACUCCUUCUUCGUCUAACUUCUUCCGUUUUGAGCUUCUGGGGUGUAUCACUGUAGAUUGCAUCACGCCUUAUUGCAUUGAUAACUGCAACCUGACUAUGCUAGGGUCCGAGGACGCUAAAGAGAUCGCCGAGUCUCGGACCGCCUUGAUGCCAGCAAGAUCCAUCUGCGAGCUCAAUAUUCCGAAAAGAGAGGAGAUGUUCAUCACUUUUAUAUUACUUGGAUUCAAUUGUGACGAACAAAACGCAGAUGAUGGGGAACUCGAAAUCAGGGAACCUGAAAAGCGCAACCUUUUCCCUCUUGGCUCGAGCGUCCCACCUGUCUUUGUCUCGGCUUCCCCAACUGUAUUUUUCCGCAUCCUGACGGGAAUCAGCACGGCCCAUCCAGCCGUAACAGUCGCCUAUGGUUACACAGGUUUCAACACCUAA